AUGGCAACGGUUUGUGUAGUCGGAAGUGGUAUCCUUGGUCUUGCAGUGGCAUCUUGUCUCUUAGAGAAGACCAAUGUAAACAUCGUAAUCAUUAGUGAUGAUUUUCCUCAUGAAUCGUCCCAUGAUUUGAAGUAUUCGCCUUUUUUUACUUCUCCAUGGGCAGGAGCUCAUUUCCGUCCGUUUCCUUCUGUUACAGAAUUUGACCAACGACACGUUGAGUACACAAGGGCAACAUAUGGGCAUUUCAAGAAGCUAGCUGCCUUUGAACCCCAGGAAGAGACCAGUAUUCGAUUCUUAGAAGGCACCGAUCUUGUAGAGAGAGGUCAUCCCAACUUUGAGUAUUAUUCCGAGUUGAAGCAGGGUUAUAGAGAAGAGAUCGAGGAUUUCGUAGUGAAUGACUGGGAGCAUGGGUUCAGUGCAUCUUAUAAGACAUGGGUGCUCAAUGCACCUUUCUUUCUGUCUUACUUAUUCAAGAAGCUUCGUUCUAAUCCACGAGUAACUCUAAAGCAAGGUAAACUGAAUACACUACGGGAAGCUUUUACUGAAAAUGCAGCAAAGAAUGAUCAGAGCCCAGAUCUGGGUGCAAAUGGUUACAAUUACGUCUUCAAUUGCACAGGGUUGGGACUUCAAAUGAACGGUGGAUGGGAUCCUGCCUGCUACGUAAUCCGCGGACAAACACUGCUACUGAAGGUCCCUAGUGGUCCGCAUUUGCAGAAGACCGUGACUCAUCAGAGCAAAGAGGGCCAAUGGACUUUUUUCAUUCCCCGUCCGUUGAGCAAUCCUGAGUCCCCCACCGAAGAUUACGUAAUUCUCGGAGGGACAAAGCAAGAAAAGGAUUUCGAUUCAGGCAGCCCCCGGUCGCAGGAUUCGUUGGAUAUCCUAACGCGCGCGGACAGGUUAUUUCCCGAAUUAAAGGAUGCCAAAACAGGACAUUUUCAAGUGAUACAGCCAAAUGUAGGAUUUAGGCCUUCUAGAAAAGGAGGAGUUCGUGUUGAAAGAGAGAAGGUUCCAGAUGUUGAAAACAGCUUUGCAUAUCAUUGCUACGGAGCUGGAGGAAUGGGCUAUGAAUUGAGCUUUGGUGUAGCCUUUGCAGUAGUUGACCUGUUUUUGGAUGACUAUAAUCAAUAG
Molecule: messenger RNA, 1128 nt
Organism: Komagataella phaffii GS115
Lineage: Eukaryota; Fungi; Ascomycota; Pichiomycetes; Pichiales; Pichiaceae
Exons: 1
Coding region: 1-1128 (375 amino acids)
Molecular function (GO): FAD binding; D-amino-acid oxidase activity
Source: RefSeq, a predicted model, not a curated record